Molecule: messenger RNA, 435 nt
Organism: Cryptomeria japonica (Japanese cedar)
Lineage: Eukaryota; Viridiplantae; Streptophyta; Pinopsida; Cupressales; Cupressaceae
Exons: 1
Coding region: 1-435 (144 amino acids)
Biological process (GO): DNA integration
Molecular function (GO): nucleic acid binding
Source: RefSeq, a predicted model, not a curated record
AUGGAUUAUUUUACCAAAUGGGUAGAAGUUGUUCAUGUACAAAAGACUACAUCUGAAGUGGUUUGUGAUUUCUUAAAAGAAAACAUCCUGGUUCGCUUUGGAGUUCCUCAUGUGGUAGUGACUAAUAAUGUUAUGAAUUUUUCCUCUACAAAAAUCUCUAUGUUUUGUUAUGAUCAUGGAAUUUCUCUUGCCCACUCAUUAGAUUACUAUCUACAAGAUAAUGGUCAGGCGGAGUCCAGCAAUAAGAACUUGAUAAACAUAAUGAAAAAGCUGGUAAGUGAGAAUUCAAAGGACUGGAACAAGAAACUGUAUGAGGCUCUCUGGGCAGAUAGGAUGUCUCCUAAAAGAGAAAUAGGGAUGUCUCCUUUUGAAUUAGUUUAUGGUGUGGGAGUACAGUUAUCUUUGCCUCUAGAACUAGUAGCUUCAAAAUUAUAG